AUGUCGUCGGCCUCCGGCUCCGGCGCCGGCGGCCGGCGCAUCACCAUCAAGUCCAUCUCCUGCCGCGGCGUGAGGGCGUUCGUCCCGUUCCAGAAGCCGCCGCUCUACGCCGCGGUGUCCCUCGGCGGCCGCAGGGAGAAGACGCAGCCGGACGCCGACGGCGGCGAGAGCCCGGACUGGGAUGACGCGGUGUUCGCGUUCGACCUCGACGGGGAUGGCGCGCAGGCGCAGCAGCAGCUGGUGGUGGUGGAGUUCAAGGUCAAGGCGCAGGUGCCGAUCCUCGGCAACAAGCUCGUCGGCACGGCUAGCGUGCCCGUGGCCGACCUGGCGGUGGCGACCGGAGACGACGCGGGGCUGCGCCACGUCAGCUACCAGGUGAGCGCCCCCGACGGCAAGCCGAACGGCACGCUCAGCUUCGCAUACGCCAUCAGCGGCGGCCCUGGCGCCGGCGUGCGCCCGCAGCCGCAGCUCUACCCGGCGCCGGGUGGUGCGCGGCCGGAUCAAAACCCGAGCUUUUGCUGCGCGCCUCCUUCAAGCGAAGCGUAUCCACCACCCGUGGCGGCUGCAAACUUCCCGCCACAGAGCGCCGGGUACCCGCCGCCGGCUUCCGCUUCUCUCUAUCCGUCACUGCAAGGAUUGUUGUCCCCACGCAGCUACCCGCCUCCGCCGCCGCCUUAUCCACAGUUUCCAGCGCCAAGCAACAGCAGCUACCCGCCGCCGGCUGCUGCUACUACAGCAUACCCACCGCCACCCGCGUCAUGUGCAGCCUGUCCGGCGCCUCCGGCAGAGUUCACCAGGUACCCGCCGCCGCUGACAGGGGCUGCUACGGCAUACCCACCACCACCGCCUGCGUCGUCGUGUGCAGCCUGCCCGGCGCCUCCGGCGGCACAAUACAGCAGCUACCCGCCGCCACCGUCGACCAACUACCCACCGGCGCCGCCCAGCGGGUACCCGCCACCACCGGCGUCCAAUUUGACCCCUCCGACCAGCACGUACCCACCGCCGCCGGAGUCAGGCUCGGCCUACCCAGUUUAUCCAAGAUCGGCGCCUUCGCCGCCGCCAGGAACAGUUGACCGUGCACUACCGUACUACCCGGCGCCUCCGGCGGCACAAUACAGCGGCUACCCGCCGCCACUGUCGACCAACUACCCACCGGCGGCGCCGAGCGGGUACCCGCCACCACCGGCGUCCAAUUUGACCCCUCCGACCAGCACGUACCCGCCGCCGCCGGAGUCAGGCUCGGCCUACCCAGUUUAUCCAAGAUCGGCGCCUUCGCCGCCGCCAGGAACAGUUGACCGUGCACUACCGUACUACCCGGCGCCUCCCGGCGGCUCGUACUACCCUCCGCCGGGGACACGGCACCCUGAGAUCUACGGAGCGGCGAGGACGCCGUCUUACUACCCACCACCGGGGAGUCGAUACCCGUAG
Miscanthus lutarioriparius is the source of this 1428-nucleotide messenger RNA. Lineage: Eukaryota; Viridiplantae; Streptophyta; Magnoliopsida; Poales; Poaceae. The record is from the annotation of a GenBank genome assembly.